This is a messenger RNA of Macrosteles quadrilineatus (aster leafhopper), 4516 nucleotides long. Its product is annotated as A-kinase anchor protein 10, mitochondrial-like. Gene Ontology annotation, molecular function: protein kinase A binding. The coding region runs from base 323 to 1684 and encodes 453 amino acids. Gene Ontology annotation, cellular component: plasma membrane. The record is from RefSeq and is a predicted model, not a curated record. Gene Ontology annotation, biological process: intracellular protein localization. NCBI's taxonomy places the organism in Eukaryota, Metazoa, Arthropoda, Insecta, Hemiptera, Cicadellidae. The transcript has 11 exons.
CAGCUGUCAGUUGCGGCAACGUUGACAACAAAUGUGUCAAUUUGUCAAGUUAAGUUUUCUCGUGCUAAACUGCUAAAUAACUAAUUAUCAACACAACACAACAAGCUAUCACGCCGAUGUGAUCAUAAACAUUUUGUACAUUCUCAUGUAGUAGUGAUGGUUACCUCAAGAUGUAUGACGGCCGUCGGAAUAACACAGUUUACCAUGCAUUUUAAGUGGCGAAUUUUGAUAAGUGAACUCAGGCGGGUCAUUGGGCCUGUUUGUUUCUUUAAAUAGUGAUCACGUCAUAGGAAGAAGAACGUUUAUUAUUGUUUAUGUUUUUAUGAUGCUACAAUUUUGGAAGAAAACAAUUAACAAAGAAAAGGUCGAUCGAACCUCAAAUCAAAAUGUAAACGGUGUAGCCUUGCCUGUUGGAGUAUUCCUGCCUUCCUUGUCAGAUUCAACUGCAGAAGGCCCUCUUGCAAACUUCCAACACGAUGGUUACACUGACACCCCUCCUCCGCAACGGUCCCGGCUGUCCCCCAACCUGCUAGAGGUGCUGCAGGAUCGUGUGGCGUUGUCCUACUUCGCUCACUUUGCUGAUCUACGAGGACACGCACCUCUUCUCUCCCUGUUGUUGGACUUGCAAGAUCUGAGGACUAGUGAUAGUAGUGGUGCAAGUGUUAGUGUUAGUGGGAGACUACGUUGUGGUAGUGAUAGUGAUUCCCCCAUUACACGUAGAAAGUUUUGCCAGAGGUACCUGACAGAAGAGCUGACCCAGAGGUUUAGGAUCCCAGAGGACAUCUCUGCGAGAGUUAGUCAGGAUGGUGAUGAUCAAACUCUUCAACAGCUGUAUGACUUUGCAUAUCACACUAUGAAGCGAGAGUUGUGGUGUGAUUUCCUGAGAAGUGAGUUCUUCUCCAAGUACCAAGUAGAAGUGUUGACCAGUGGAACCGUGACCUUGAGCGACAUCAUGUAUCACAACUCGGCUGUGGCGGCCUUCAUUGAGUUCUUGGAGCAGGAGGGCUGUGGAAGCGUGAUAGAAUUCUGGCAGACUGCUACUACCUUCCAGAGACAGCUUAGGCCAGACAGUGACCCUACCACGUCCGUCAACCAAGCAAUCUCCAUAUACGACAAGUACCUGUCACUGCAGGCGACAUGUCCGCUAGGGAUCGACCACGCCACCAGGUGUGAAGUAGAGUCUCGUAUCUGUGUGGAGGGCGCCGCGCCGCUCAGUGACUGUCUGGAGCCUGCGCUGCGCAAGGUGUGGGCGUACUUGCGCUACGUCUGCCUUCCACUCUUCCUGUCAUCUCAGAGCUACGUACAGCUGAUCUCUGAACUAAUGAGGGCGACGAGAGCCAACUCCAGUCCUGCGUCGUCUGUAACGGACAUCAGCGUGGAGUCGUCCAGGAGUAGGUUCGACCCUGACCUGAUCUGGCGACGGAGACACCAUGACAGAGGUUUAAGCAUCGGAAGAAUUGACCAGUUAGGGAGGUUCGAGACGGACAUCGAACCAGAACCCGACAAAAAGUCAGAAUCGAGAAUUACUCGAGUAGUUAAAAAACUUGUCAACAAAGAUGAACAGAAGUACAUAAGGACCCUUUCUAGUGCGCAAGAGGAGAUGGCAUGGAGAGUUGCGGAGAUGAUUGUCAAAGACGUCACUAAUUUGACAAUGGGCGGUCACGGAGAUGACGACGACUUGUGACAAUCUCGUUCUCUCUAGUUUUAAAGUCAAUCUGUUGAAAUCUUGUGAAAUAACCUCGGUGUAAAAGUGUUCAAUGUAUUAUUUGGAUAUAAUCCUUGUACAGUCUAAUUAAUAUCGCCGACAUUCUACUGUAGAUUUUCUAUUGAAUUUUAAUGUGUAAUACUUUUCUGGACCACAUUUCUUCUCCUAGAAUCCAUGCUUCACUAGAUAAUUUAAUAAUUUUUAUUUGAUUUUAUUAAGUUUUGAAGAGGUUUAUUGAUUUCUGCAAUUUGUUACUUUUCACACUGUUUUAGAAUAUAUUAAUUACUAGUUUUUAACGCUCCUAUGCUAUGCAAACUAAUAUUGCCGACCAUUUAUAUUACAUAAAAAAUGAAACAAGGCGGCGACUUUAUCUUGGAUUAUUAUUGUAUUCCAUUCUGUCUGUUGCUUCUAAAGUUAUUCUUGAUACAUUUUUUGUCUUAAGUCAUAGAGAAACAUUAUUUCACUCAAGAUACAAUUUCUUGUAUCUGCUAUUUGCUCCUCGUCACAAUAAAUUAUAUUCUCAUCUCUAAUCUCUCCCCCUUUUUUACUCAGCAUUUGUCAUUUGAUUUUAACCAUAAAAUCCACUACUGAGGAAACACUGAUUCCUAUUUACUUGUGUUUUAGAUCUCACUCUUAUUUAAUACCAAACCUCAGUUGUUGAUACAGUUUAGUUUACAGAGUUUAUUUAUUGAAGAAUUUAAGAGUACAGUUCAGCUAGCUCUUUUGAGAAAAAAAACCAAAAAAAGUGGGGAUAUAUAAAAAGGUCACAUUUAUCACUUAUUAGUGGUUAGUAAAAUACUGAUAUUUCAUGAUUGUUUAGUAUUUCCUGCAAAAAGUAGCUUUGACGAAAGAAAAUCUGUUUUAAAACCCUCUGGAAAAGUCCUACAUUACAGAAAUAUCAGUGUUAUGUUUUGUAACCUUAAUUAUUGUGUCUAUAAACUGUGGCCUCUUAUUUUCCAUGGUAAGCUAGCUAAAAUCCUUCCUCUAAAAAAAUACUUAAUCAGCCUCACGGCCUAUCCUUAUUCUUUGUAGAUCUAUUGUAGGCCUAAUUAUUUGUUCCUAUAGCACAUACUUUAUGUAGUUUUAUCUUUUAUCUACUGAGAUAGCCUUCUGUGUUUGUCUUGAUUAUUAAUUUUCUGCAUUGCAUAUUUUUGAUAGUGUUUAAUGAAUGAAUACUGUCAGUUUUAAACUGAUGUUUCUCAGCCUAACUAUUGUAAAUAAUUAUGGUUUUGUAUGUAAUAGUUUUGUUGGAUACUUUAUUGUUUACAGAUAAAGAUGUACUGAUGUCAUAACUAUAUGUUUAGUGAUUCUAUGGAGUUUCUAGCUAUCAAAGUAUCAACAUGUAAUAGUGACUAACUUAAGUUUCUCAGGAAAAAAUUGUAAAAUUUCAAAAUAAUCGUAUAUGUAAAAUCUAAAAGCUCUAUAUAAAUAUUAAAAGUGAAAUCAUGGUUUGGAGUUAACUAUUCAACUUUUUUUAUUAUUUAAGAUUAAAAUCGUGUUGCUUUUUGUUUUUAUUUUUAACUUAAAGAUUUAAAUAUAGCCGAAUGGUGAUUUACAAUUCAUUGUCAUACUGAUGGCAUGCUGGCGUUAAGUUUAAACAAUUAUUUUAAUAUAUUAUGUUUUCUUUGUACCUCUGAUAAAAUGUAAAAGCAUGGUUAUGUUUAACAACUAUUUACCGGCAGUCAUGACAAAAUUAUAAAAACAUCAUCAAAAUUCUGUUCAGUUGAAUUUUUAUGUAAAAUUUACAUUAGACGUUCCAAUAAUUUAUAUCGUUGAUAUUCUUCAUUUACUACCUAUGUCACUCUCUUGAGUAAGUGUGCAAUAAUUUUUGACAUUUACAUUAAUUUAACCAUAGAGGGAACAAUAUGGGUAAAUAAUUGUAAAAGUGUAAAUAAAGAUACUGUAAAUAUUAUAAAUACUGAGAUAAAAAUCAAACCUUGUUGGUAUUUUAUUAAAAUUCAGAAACAUACAUUUAAGAGUAGUUACCAAAAAUAAAUUUUAAAAUGGUUUUUGGGUAAAAAAAAUGGGAUGUGAUUUAGUUGCACGGCUGUAGAAUCACAGUUUCAAUGGUUUAGGGUAAAAAAAACUAGAUUAGCUAUUCUCUAAAAGAUUUUAUCCAAAACAAUGUUUUCGAUACUCUUAAAUUAGUCGAUAAAUUUGAAUGUUUGAUGAAGUUUCUUAACUCAAUAAAGACAAGAUUUCAUACUUUUCUCAUAUCACCCUAACCUAAAAACCAAGAUGAAAAUUUUCAAGUGUAAAUAGAUAAAUUUUUAAGGCCCAACCACAAUGCAUUGCAUUCUGCUUUUAAUCAAUUAGAAUAUUGUCAAUAAAAUCUUGCAAAGUUUAUAUGAUCCUUACUUCUAAUUUAUGACUUAUUCUAAUUUAUGAACUAAAUGUUUAUACAUGUCUAAUGUCUAUAAAAUUAAUACCUGAGGUGUCAUUUUUUAGAGGGAUUCAAACUAUUUGUAUUUCCUAAGUAAUGGCAUCAUUAAUUCAUAAAUUAACUUAAAGUCUCAAAAAGUAUCCGACAGGUUUUCAAAACAUUAGGUACAUUUUACCGUGUAUAUCACGAAUAUAACCAACAUCUUACAACGAAUAACCUAAACGACAAUUGGUUUUCUUUGUGAUUACAAUUAUUACAUAAUCAUAAUAAACGUGUGAUUUACUUUUAUAAUUCUCUCAAAGGCUGUGAUAGAAUGCUUGAGAAUCAGCUAAUUUUCUUAGUCACGCUCUUUUGUAUUUAAUCAUAACUUUGUGGAUAGGACUAUGUUGUAUAGAUGUAAAAAAUAAAUAUAUAAAUUAUGUUAUUAA